This is a messenger RNA of Hyaena hyaena (striped hyena), 6288 nucleotides long. RefSeq names its product PTPRF interacting protein alpha 4 (gene PPFIA4). Gene Ontology annotation, cellular component: presynaptic active zone. The transcript is spliced from 29 exons. Gene Ontology annotation, molecular function: protein binding. The coding region runs from base 390 to 4010 and encodes 1206 amino acids. Gene Ontology annotation, biological process: synapse organization. NCBI's taxonomy places the organism in Eukaryota, Metazoa, Chordata, Mammalia, Carnivora, Hyaenidae. The record is from RefSeq and is a predicted model, not a curated record.
CUUCCAGAAACGAUGGGUGUCGCUAGACCCAGCUAGGACUCCGCCAGGCUCCAGCACUCAGCCUAAGGAAGGGCCCUCUUCCAGCCUUGCUCUCCCUGCCUGUCAUGGCCACACUCGGCUGCUGCCCGCUUGUCUGGGGACGUAGGGCACCCAGCCCCAGCCCUGCGAGGUUAAGCCAGGCCCUCUGGCUCCAUUCCACAGGGGCACUCCGGGCACCAGGCCCCUUUCAGAGCAAGAGCAACUGAUGGCAUGGGAGAAGCCCCUGCCCACCUGUCUACUCACCUGGAGCUGCCUGCUCUAGGCCCAUGCACUGGGUCCCCCUGGAGGUGCCAACCCUGUGACCCCCUCCCCUGUCCCCCGACGCUGAGAAAGCCUUGUCCACCCCCACCAUGUGUGAGGUGAUGCCCACAAUCAACGAGGGGGACCCCCUGGGGCCCCCCCAUGGCGCCGAUGCUGACGCCAACUUUGAGCAGCUAAUGGUGAACAUGCUGGAUGAGCGGGAGAAGUUGCUGGAGUCCCUUCGGGAGAGUCAGGAGACCUUGGCAGCCACGCAGAGCCGGCUCCAAGAUGCCCUGCAUGAGCGGGACCAGCUCCAGCGCCACCUGAACUCUGCCCUCCCCCAGGAAUUUGCCACCUUAACCCGGGAGCUGAGCAUGUGUCGGGAGCAACUUCUAGAAAGGGAGGAAGAGAUAUCAGAGCUGAAAGCAGAGCGGAAUAACACAAGGUUGCUUCUGGAACAUCUGGAGUGCCUGGUGUCCCGCCAUGAGCGGUCGCUGCGGAUGACUGUGGUCAAGCGCCAGGCCCAGUCACCUUCAGGGGUCUCCAGUGAGGUGGAGGUGCUGAAGGCCCUCAAGUCACUGUUUGAGCACCACAAGGCUCUGGAUGAGAAGGUGCGGGAGCGGCUCCGAGCAGCCCUGGAGCGCGUUACCACCUUGGAAGAGCAGCUGGCGGGGGCCCACCAGCAGGUGUCUGCCCUGCAGCAGGGGGCCGGGGUUCUGGAUGGAGCGGCAGAAGAGGAGGGGGCUGUGGAACUGGGACCGAAGCGCCUGCGGAAGGAUGACACGGGCCGGAUAGAGGAGCUACAGGAGCUCCUGGAGAAGCAGAACUUCGAGUUGAGCCAGGCCCGGGAGCGACUGGUCGCCUUGACAGCAUCCGUGGCCGAGCUUGAGGAGGACCUGGGCACGGCCCGCCGGGACCUCAUCAAGUCGGAGGAGCUGAGCAGCAAGCACCAGCGAGACCUCCGGGAGGCUCUGGCCCAGAAGGAAGACAUGGAGGAGAGAAUCACGACACUAGAGAAACGCUACCUGGCUGCUCAGCGUGAGGCCACAUCCAUCCAUGACCUCAAUGACAAACUAGAGAACGAGCUAGCCAAUAAGGAGUCCCUGCACCGCCAGUGUGAGGAGAAGGCCCGACACCUCCAGGAGCUGCUGGAGGUGGCGGAGCAGAAGCUGCAGCAGACCAUGCGCAAGGCAGAGACGCUGCCGGAGGUGGAGGCCGAGCUGGCUCAGAGAAUCGCGGCCCUCACCAAGGCUGAAGAAAGGCAUGGCAACAUUGAGGAACACCUGCGGCAGCUGGAGGGGCAGCUGGAGGAGAAGAACCAGGAGCUGGCAAGGGUGCGUCAGCGGGAGAAGAUGAAUGAGGACCACAACAAGCGGCUGUCGGACACCGUGGACCGGCUGCUUAGUGAGUCCAACGAGCGCCUGCAGCUGCACCUCAAGGAGCGAAUGGCGGCCCUGGAGGAGAAGAAUACGUUGAUCCAGGAGCUGGAGAGCUCCCAGCGGCAGAUCGAGGAGCAGCACCAUCACAAGGGCCGCCUGUCUGAAGAGAUUGAGAAGCUGCGCCAAGAGGUGGACCAGCUGAAGGGUCGAGGGGGGCCGUUUGUGGAUGGCGUCCACUCCAGGUCGCAUAUGGGCAGCGCAGCAGACGUGCGGUUCUCCUUGAGCACAGCCACCCACGCGCCCUCAGGUCUGCACCGCCGCUACUCGGCACUGCGGGAGGAGUCUGCUAAGGGCUGGGAGCCCUCUCCACUGCCUGGGGUGCUGGCCCCCACAGCCACCCCUGCCUUUGACAGUGACCCUGAGAUCUCCGACGUGGAUGAGGACGAGCCAGGGGCUCUGGUGGGCUCCGUGGAUGUUGUCUCCCCCAGCGGCCACUCAGACGCCCAGACCCUGGCCAUGAUGCUGCAGGAGCAGCUGGAUGCCAUCAACGAGGAGAUCAGGAUGAUCCAGGAAGAAAAGGAGUCCACGGAGCUCCGUGCUGAGGAGAUUGAGACCCGUGUGACCAGCGGCAGUAUGGAGGCCUUAAACCUGACCCAGCUGCGCAAACGUGGUUCCAUCCCCACCUCUCUGACCGCCUUGUCCCUGGCCAGCGCGUCCCCUCCGCUCAGUGGCCGCUCCACACCUAAGCUCACCUCCCGCAGUGCAGCCCAGGACCUGGACCGGAUGGGGGUCAUGACCCUGCCCAGUGACUUAAGAAAGCAUAGGAGGAAGCUGCUGUCGCCAGUGUCUCGGGAAGAGAGCCGGGAGGAUAAAGCCACCAUAAAAUGUGAGACUUCUCCUCCUUCCUCACCCAGGACGCUGCGGCUGGAGAAGCUUGGCCACCCAGCCCUGAGCCAGGAAGAAGGCAAAAGUGCUUUGGAGGAUCAGGGCAGCAACCCCAGCAGCAGCAACAGCAGCCAGGACUCCUUGCACAAGGGUGCCAAGCGCAAGGGCAUCAAGUCGUCCAUUGGCCGCCUGUUCGGGAAGAAGGAGAAGGGCCGGCUGAUCCAGCUGAGCCGAGAUGGAGCCACGGGCCAUGUUAUGCUGACAGACUCCGAGCUUGGUCUGCAGGAGCCCAUGGUGCCUGCCAAGCUGGGAACCCAGGCAGAGAAGGACCGGCGGCUGAAGAAGAAACACCAGCUGCUUGAAGAUGCUCGCAGGAAAGGCACGCCCUUUGCCCAGUGGGACGGCCCUACUGUGGUCUCCUGGCUGGAGCUCUGGGUGGGGAUGCCUGCCUGGUACGUGGCAGCGUGCCGGGCCAACGUCAAGAGCGGGGCCAUCAUGUCGGCCCUGUCAGACACAGAGAUCCAACGCGAGAUUGGCAUCAGCAAUGCCCUGCACCGGCUCAAGCUCCGGCUGGCCAUCCAGGAGAUGGUGUCGUUGACCAGCCCCUCUGCCCCGCCUACCUCCAGGACGUCUUCUGGAAAUGUGUGGGUCACGCAUGAAGAGAUGGAAACUCUGGCAACACCCACCAAAACAGACAGUGAGGAGGGCAGCUGGGCUCAGACCCUGGCCUACGGGGACAUGAACCACGAGUGGAUCGGGAACGAAUGGCUGCCCAGCCUGGGGCUGCCCCAGUACCGCAGCUACUUCAUGGAGUGCCUGGUGGAUGCUCGCAUGCUGGACCACCUCACCAAGAAGGACCUGCGCGUCCAUCUGAAGAUGGUGGACAGUUUCCACCGAACCAGUCUUCAGUAUGGCAUCAUGUGUCUGAAGAGGCUGAAUUAUGACCGAAAGGAGCUGGAGAAAAGGCGAGAGGAAAGCCAGCAUGAGAUCAAGGAUGUGCUGGUCUGGACCAACGACCAGGUGGUUCAUUGGGUCCAGUCCAUCGGGCUCCGGGAUUACGCAGGAAAUCUGCAGGAGAGCGGUGUGCACGGUGCCCUGCUGGCCCUGGAUGAGAACUUUGACCACAACACACUGGCCCUGGUCCUCCAGAUCCCCACACAGAACACCCAGGCACGCCAGGUGAUGGAAAGAGAGUUCAACAACCUGCUGGCCUUGGGCACAGACCGGAAACUGGAUGAUGGCGAGGACAAGGUGUUCCGGCGCGCGCCGUCCUGGAGGAAGCGCUUCCGGCCGCGGGACCCGCACGGCGGCCUGCUCGGCGCCGCCUCGGCCGAGACGCUGCCGGCCGCCUUCCGCGUGGCCACGCUGGGGCCGCUGCAGCCGCCGCCCGCGCCGCCGAAGAAGAUCACGCCGGAGGCUCGCUCCCACUAUCUCUACGGACACAUGCUCUCCGCCUUCCGGGACUAGCCACGGCCCCCAGGGCCAGCAUCUGGGUUUCGCAGGCUCGGCUGGCCCUGGCCCCUCCUGCUCGUUCCCUGGUCCUCUCGCGGCUCCUAGUCUCGUCGUGACUUUCCAGUUGCCCUGGAUCUCAGAAUAUACUCGUCCACCCCCUCGGCAUCCCACUACCCUGAGUCCCACCGUGUGUCCUUUGUGAGUCUCUUGUGGCUGUGGCUGGGACUCGAGGUUGUCCGUGCUUGGGAUUCUGCAGAAGGGACAGGACAGCAGCAGCCCAGGCGGGGUUGUGACUUCAUCCUCCCUCUUCUGGGCCUAGCCUGGUCUGGACUGCGACCUCCACCAGAUACCAGGAUGCCGUGCUGAGGGCUGAGGAUGGCCCUUUCAAGAAAAUGGCACUUCGGACUCUGCCUUGCUCAGGCUGUUGGGCCUCUGGUCCCUGUGCACAUCCCGGUUGUCUGACCUCUGGUUAGAGCACCCCCAGCAUCACCCCUCUUUUCCCACCUCAUCGGCACAACAGCAGCUCCUGUCUCCAGAUGGUCUUUGGGGGCUGGGUAGGGCUGCCGGAAGCCCCAUUAUUCUUCAGAUGGUGAGGCUGGGGAGGAGGAAGCCUAAGGGGGUGAUUCGGGGCUCUUAUGAUGCAUCCCAAAUGUGAGCUGGGGAAGACUCUGAGAGACAUGGGCCCCUGAGCUUUGGGCCAACGGUAAGGAUGGGGAAACUCUCAGCCCUCACACCCCGUAAGGAGUGCAGGCAGGUCAGCUGGACAGAGAGCCAAUGGCCUGUGGUAGACUUAAGCCCAAAGAGUAGUAGGCCUCCUGCCCCAGCGGUAGGGUGGAGUUGCUGCUGCGGCAGGGCUGGGGGCUUGUGUGGGGUCUUGGCUCUGGGCCAGAAGAGAGCUACCCAUGCACUGUCUACUCUGCUCAGCAUCCCCUCCCUUGCUCUCCCCCCUCUACCCCAUUUAGUAAUCCAGCUCCUAAGAAUAUACCCAGUGGGUGGAUUGAAGAUACCCUGACCUUCAAGUCAGAUUUGGGAAAAACGUAGUCGGGGGUUCUCUUCCCCUGAUCCCUUGGGAAGAAAAUAAAGCUUCCUCUUUAGUGAGUCCAGGAGAGCCAGUGUUGAUGAAGGUCCUCACUCUCCUGCUUGCCCCUAAAUCAGCCAACCCUUGUUCAGGGCUCUCUUGCUGUGCAGGGCCUGCUUCCUCCAGAAAUUCCUGAGACCCACCCAGCUUCCACCACUUUCAUCACUUUCCUCAGCCGCACGGCGGCCGCCGGGGCUGGGGGAAACAGGUCCUGGUUUGGUUGGAAUGUCAUUCCCAAGAGACCCCUCUUAAUCCACUUCCUCAAAUCCUGCCAAAAUGCCUGGACAUGUUUGGGACCCAAGUUCAGGGGAAGCUGAUAGAACCCAGGGCUUCAUCCAAGUGAGAGGAGAGGACCCGUGUCUGGAGCAUGUUUCCUGGAGGGGUGCCAGUUCCUCUCCUAUAGGUGGCUGAGCAGCCGGUUUGCAACCUGAUCGACUUGGGUUCCGAGCAGGGGCUCGGCGAGCAGGUGGGCUAGUGGGUCAGAGCACCCUGGCCCACAGGGGUGAUGGAGCCUGGGGCAGCGCCAGGGCUCAGAGCCCUCUGCUGGUUUUCGGUAGAGCAGAGGUCCACCGGUGGCGGGGCCGGGUGGGCUCCCCCAGGUGUGGGCAAGGCGCCCACCUGCCCUUGUUUUCCCUGGUUGUUCCUUGCCCUCCCUGUCCAUCAGGCAGCUGCAGAUGGACCUGGAGGCGUUCUUGAGCAGAAAAUGAGUUGGAUGGAGAAAAAAAAGCCUCUAUCCUUGGGAUGUUAAGAUUAUGGAGAAUAUACUCCCCCUCUCCCCCUUGGCAUCCCAGUUCCCUAAGAUUGGUGGAGCUGGGGAUCACAAAGCCAUCUGACUGCGUCAGGGGACUUUUGAUGGACCAGCUAAGUGGGAGAUGCAGCCCCAUCGUCUCCUCUGCAACUUGACCAUGUCAUGGUUGGCUGUGUACCUGGGUCUCUUCAGGGGCAUCUGGGGACAUAUCGCAGGGAGGUGAUGGACAGGAGAACUGAUCCAUUGAGUGAUGGAAGGCUGUUGUCUUGGUGUGUCCCUUGCCUCUCAGUCCAUGUAUUUUUUAUCUGGAGAGUCACCGGUGACCCGAAGCCCCCUCACCAGCCUCCCAUAUCUUGUCACUUCCCUUCUCAGUACUGUACUGGCCCAGUGCAUCACGAAUGGGUGUGCGGGGCCGUUGGAGUGUGAGUGUGUGCGUACCAAUAAACAACCUGGUGGUUUUAAGACAA